GGUACUUCAGUAUAUACGCCGUCAGUUAUCGGUUGCCGAAGAGGCGUGUCUUGGUUGAUACUCACAUAGGUUUAACGGAGGGCUAUGUCUAGUGUAGUCAAUGUCUUUGUUGUGUCUCCCGACACGCGAUCCGAGAGACGAUUCGAGUUGCAUACAUCAAUAGAACAGCUUAAGAACAAACUUGAAUUGUUCACUGGCAUCCCAGUACAGAACCAGCGUAUACUGCUCUUGGACAAUGAACAGGAUCCGAACCCUGUACAAGUACUGGAUGAUGACUCUCGCCCGCUGGGGUACUAUAGCAUACGUGACUGGCAGGUCUUGAAGGUUAUCGACACAAACCCUUCGACAUCUUUCACAGGCCAGCUUACAGAUACAUCGCAAGUUGAAAAGUUCGAAUUGAGUGAGGAAGCAUACGCUCAGCGGCAAGAUACUGUGUUGGCAUACAAGCAGCAGAACAAGAUUGGACGGUUCGCCGAGAAGGAUCAGCUGCCGCAAAAGCCCGUACCCGAGGUAAACAUCCCGAUAGGUGCUCGGUGUGAAGUCGAGACGGCGGAGGAAAGCUUCCAUAAACGGGGUAAGGUGAAAUUCGUUGGUCCUACAAAGUUUGGCAAGGGCGAUGGCGUGUGGGUUGGCAUAGAGUAUGACGAGCCGAUUGGUAAGAACGAUGGCUCCGUGAACGGGGAGAGGUACUUCACCUGCAAGCCAAACUUCGGCGUGUUUGUGCGCCCAGAGAGAGUGCGCGUUGGCGAUUUCCCGGUCGAGGAGACACAUUUCUCGGACGAGGAGAUGUAGAGACUGCCGUUUGUGCUGGCAUAGCAAGCCUCCGAGUUUAAGCGGUAUACUACAGUUUGAAUCCACCGAUUAUG
Messenger RNA from Phanerochaete carnosa HHB-10118-sp, 866 nucleotides. RefSeq lists its product as uncharacterized. Gene Ontology annotation, molecular function: alpha-tubulin binding; microtubule plus-end binding. Gene Ontology annotation, cellular component: cytoplasm; nucleus; microtubule plus-end. Gene Ontology annotation, biological process: post-chaperonin tubulin folding pathway; cytoplasmic microtubule organization; tubulin complex assembly. The transcript is spliced from 7 exons. Bases 85 to 792 code for a protein of 235 amino acids. Lineage: Eukaryota; Fungi; Basidiomycota; Agaricomycetes; Polyporales; Phanerochaetaceae. The record is from RefSeq and is a predicted model, not a curated record.